This is a messenger RNA of Pelobates cultripes (western spadefoot toad), 21859 nucleotides long. Lineage: Eukaryota; Metazoa; Chordata; Amphibia; Anura; Pelobatidae. The record is from the annotation of a GenBank genome assembly.
CCCACCUCUCUGGAGUUGUGGAUGGAUAUAAAAAGGGAACCCAACUUGCUGGGAUACAGUAGGAAGUUUCUGCUGGGGUCUGCACUGGAACUAAACCACUAAAUCUACCCCUGUAUGACUAGGACCUAAGAAGGAAUUAGACAGGGCCACAGAGAGUCUACAUGUCUGAUAUUUAGACAUGUUCAGCUUUGUGGAUUCACGGAUACUGCUCGUUAUAGCAGCAACAAUCCUAGUAACAAGAUGUCAAGGAGAAGAUGAUGAUGGUACGUAGACUUCCAUUGGUAACACCAAUUCAUUGUUCGCAGUAAACCUUGGUGUCAGAUAGAUGCAUUGUGUUCUUAAAAGAUUGUACUUUUUAAAGCCCUGCUAUAGUAACUUGGGCUAAGUAAUAAUUGGCCAGACACCUAAUUUGCAAAAAAACAAAUGCACCUUCUCAUCUAUUGUAAUAGACAAUAGAUGUAGAAUUGGCCAAGUAAUGCAUUUUGAGUUAUAAUUCUUUUAGUAUGCUAUAUGUACUUAACAAAGUAACAAUGCAAUUGUUUUGUUGUGGUACAUAUACUUGGAAAAGUUAUUUUAUCCUAUUCUGUGCAUCGUUAAUUUUGUUUUAGGCUUUGUUAAUGUGAUGUUCUAUAGUGCUUUGUUUGUGAGACACCCAGUGAUUGCAUAUUGUAGAUAAUAAAUGCAUGCGUUUUAUGGAAGAAAUGGGGUUAAGUCUGCAAAAUGUAGUCCUUGAGGUUUUUGCAGAUGUUACGAGCGAGUUGGCCGUUAGGAAGAGCGUGAAAAAAAAGUGGGUGGGAAUUGUUUUAAUCCCCCCUUUCCUGUAUGAUUUAAUAUGGGUUGUUUUUUGUGAAAACAAAUUAUCUCAUGGUUGCAUUGAGAAACUAAAAGUUGAGAAGGGUUAAGGAAUACACACAGGCAUGUGGGUUUCAUUACACUCUGCUAAAGUCAUCAAGUGGGGGUCUGGAUAAUAAAAAAUGCUAAGGAGUGAUUCAUGGCAGAAGUUUUCAAGAGAUUCCAAGAUGAAAAAAUGUCUAGACAUUUAGAACUGCAAUUUAAAGAUGCUCACUUUACAUAGUGGUCCAGAACAGUUUGCUCUACUGCCACCUUGUGGCGGUCAAAAAACUUGCACCAGCAUUAGCAAAAGCAAUUGUAGUUUAUCCUUAAUAAAUUCCAAAAUUAAGGACAAUUAUUUAUUUUGUCAGUAUUCUUAAUUAAAGCAGAUAUUUAAUAGAUGAAAAGUGAUUUUCAUCAAUUUUAGCUUUUUCUCCCCCAAUUGUUAUUUUCCAACUUUCCAAUUAUGUAGCAAAGCCACCUAGUGGUAAAAGCAGGUAUGGCAGCCAAGUAUAUGGGGUGUGGCAAUUAACACUUAUUGUUUCCCUAAUUAUAUUUGCAAACAUUGACAUAACACCUGCAGGGGAAUUUAAAAUGACAUCUUUCACAUGCUGCAAUUUUCAAUAUUUUUUGUAAAAAAUUUUUUUGCUUUCUCGUCAACUAAACCCACCACUAACUCACCAAUUCAAAAGUUAGAGCUGCUCACCUGACUUGCACUUAAAGAGUUAACUUUCAGCACCUACAAGUCUAGGCUUUAAAUGUGCUAGUGAGGAUUUAUUUUAAGUGCCUUAGUUUUUCUCUUCCUUCAGGCUAAUUUCCAUGGCUUGUGAGACUCAAUGCUUCUGUGUCAUAUAUCUUGCUUUCAAACACAUUCUAUCUUUUUUUUUUCACAUUCCACUGGUACCUGAACAUGUUUCAUCCUGUAUCCCAACAACUGUGGCAUCCUGCUGCCCCUCCUCCUCCAGGGGCUCACACUUCCAAUGGAUACUCCCACUAUUUUUUUCUGCCUUCUCAAAUUCAUACUCCACCUUCUUUCUUGCCCCUGUCCAAAAAAAAACUGCAUUUGCUCCCCCUUUUUGUCCCUCUCAAAAGCCGCAACUUAAGAUGAACAUGGGCUUGGAAUAGACUGUAGCCUGGAAAAACUUGGAGACUUCCAAAAUAUUUAGCUUUUUUUUCCCCUCCUCCCGCCCCCAUGCUUUUGGCAGCUUCUACCCUCGUCAGUGUUCCUGGCUGAUGAGAACCAGAUGAUUUUUUUUUCUUUUUUUUUUUUCUUUUACACCAGAUGUUAAAAUAAUAUAUUACAAAAAAAAAAAAAAUAAGAUACAGCUGGGGUAGGAGAUGUUUUCGGCAGCAUCUUAACCCUUUUGCUAUGUGACGUACUCCAAUAAACUGGUUUGGAAAAAAAGAUUUCCACUUUCAGAAAAUAGAAUCCUGAAAACUGGUACAGAAGUUUAAAUUAUUUGGAAUUAUUUAGCAUUCUUCAUAUUUUGUUGUAAUGCAUAUUAUUAAAAUAAGACUGGUUAUGAAGAAUUUUAUGAAAUUUAGUGUUUCGAGUGAUUAGGCUCGGAUUUAAUUGUUGUUUUACCAUAUUUACAAAACAUAGGUGUCUCGAGUUUAUGCCUCGCUCCGCGUUCCAUUCAGAUUUUUGACAUAUUAUAAUCCGGUUUGUCUUUUUCUCUUUUUUUCCUCCCACCAGCUUAUUCUUCCCAGUGCAUCCAGAACAGCCAACAGUACAACGACAGAGAUGUAUGGAAACCCGAUCCCUGCCAGAUCUGCGUCUGUGACAAUGGAAACAUCCUCUGCGACGAGGUGAUCUGUGAAGAUGUAGAUUGUCCCAACGCUGAAAUUCCAUUUGGAGAAUGCUGCCCUACAUGCCCUGAAGGUAAAUAAAAAUGUUGAUAAUGAGUGGUCUUUGGACUGAGCCGCAGCACAUGCAAUGUUAGGUGUCGGAUUUCGCACACCAGUUGAACAAUUCCCAAAAGGAUAAUUUUAUUUUGGUGUAUUUGGUGUAAAAAAAAGCAUUAUGUUUUAUCAUUGUUGAUGUUUAACCUUUCGGUGAUAUGUGUAUAUUCAUUUAAGUGCUUUCAUAUAACUAUCUGUUAAGAUGUAUAUAUCCAUGUAACAUUCAAAUAUUUUCUUAUUCAGCCGGUCAACCCCAAUACUCUGAUUUUCGUCUUAAAGCAGAGGUGAGUUGAAGUUUAAAAAAAUAAAAUAAAAUAAAACCACAAUAUAUCAGUCUAAAUAUGCCACCAAAUGAAAGUGCUUCUGUGUGCUAAUCUCUUGUCUUUACCUGUUCACAGGGUCCAAAGAGCGAAGGCCCUAAAGGCGACAGAGUAAGUUUCAUUUUUUUUCUUUACACCUAUAACCUAGCUAUAGUUGGUGACCAUUUUAGAUAUUGUGAACUACAUAAUGCUCUUAAAUCCAUAAUGCUGGCAAAUUAUCAGUGGAGUUCUAGUCCACAACAUUAUAAAUGCCAAAGGUAGCCUACUCCUAUAGAGCAAGAGGUUUUUUGUUUUUUUUAAAAAUAUAUAUUAAUCUUCUGUGCAUUUAAUCCGCUCCCUAAGAAGGAUUAAGUGAGCUGCAAAAUAUGAUUUAAUUAUAAUUUAAUUUGUGAUCUUCCUAACAUAUAUGGGUUAACAACUUGUAAUAAAUGUGUCAGUUCAGGGCUGCAAAGAAAAGUACAUAGUUUAAGAUAUAGUGAUAUGACCCGUCUGCUUUACUAUAUGUAAAUUACAAUGUGAUCAUAUGUUCUUCUCAGGGUCUUCCCGGCCCACCUGGCAGAGAUGGCAUUCCCGGACAACCUGGCGUACCUGGGCCCCCUGGUCCACCUGGUCUACCUGGCCUUGGCGGAGUAAGUGCUCCCUGGAACCUGGACAUAUGAUGAUACUUUACUGGUUCUAGACCCGCACAACUAGACCCUUAAACUGACUGACAUAUUUUUUUUUUCCUCUCCAGAACUUUGCUCCUCAAAUGUCUUACGGUUAUGAUGAGAAAUCUGCUGGCAUCUCCAUGCCCGGCCCAAUGGUAAGUUGCUUGUGUUGGAUAUUUGUUUUGGUUAUUGGGGGAUGCGUUUUGUAAGCCGUUAAGAUAUAUUAAGGAUGGUUCUAUACACAAUAAAGAAAAUAUGUUGACAAAAAAUAUAAUAUCACAGAAAAUAUCUAACUCUCACUUUGGGCUUUCACUUUCUGUUAUCCAUGAGUAGACUUCUCAUGGACAACCUCAGGAUCAAUUCAGAAACUGUCAGUUUUUAAAAUCAAAGCAACAACGUUAAGUUCUCAUAACAUACCAAAACAACAAUGAUUUUUGAGUUCCACCAGUGUUAGGUGGAAUUACUGAUGUAUAUUACACUGCAGGUAAAGGGUAUCUUCAUUGCCAAUCACAUUAAUUUUUUAUUCACUCUUUUUUUAGGGUCCAAUGGGUCCCCGUGGUCCCCCUGGCCCAGCUGGAUCUCCUGUAAGUACCUUCAUCUUAUAUCUUGAAAUAACAUUUUGCUGGUUUUAGUCUACCCUACACUUGGAAAUGGCAUACUGAUUGGUUAGUGGCUAACUAUUUACUUUACUUUCUCAGGGACCCCAAGGCUUCCAAGGCCCCCCUGGUGAACCCGGUGAACCUGGUGCUGCUGUAAGUACCACAAGAUGGCAUAUAUCCAUAUUUCAUCCUUUGCCAGCCUAUGGCAUAAGUAACUGUUGUUAGAGUAAAAUUCCUAUUAUCCUGGUCAAGCUGAAGGCCUAGUUCAGACCAAUAAGUUGCUCUCUACCUUCAUUUUGUUGGUCCGAAACUUACAUCAUCCUCUUAGUAGGAGUCAUAUUGCAACAACCAACAUUUAAUAUCUACUUCUAAUGUAUUAUCAACUACAACAAAAUUACUAAGCGCCAAUCCUCUGAAAGAGUCUAAGAAGUCACCAAAUUGGCCAUUUUAAUAUUCAAUAAUAUAAUAAAUGUUUUUUUCCAUAUGGACUAUGAGGACCUUGUCCAUGCUGAAGAUAUUUAAUUCUUUCUAUCCCUGAGUGUGAUAUAUUUGAUGAUGACUGAAGUUGAGUUACAGUAUAAUGGAACACAGAUGCUCAGUUCUGUAUUAACUUUAGCAAUCCCAGAAAGAUUUUAGGCUUUUCAAGGACUUUAAUUGCCUUUAUAUUUAUUAAUCAGCAUAAUGUUAGAUAGCUAGCAUGGGAUAGCAUAUCUCAUUAGAGUAUAUUGCUAAUUUUCACAUUGUGUAAUUAGUUAGUUGCAUAUUGUAUUUUCUUUAGAAUGACAUCUCAUCCACAGUUUUCUAAUUGCUAUCUGCAUCUUCUUGCGUUUUAGGGUGCUAUGGGACCCCGUGGCCCACCAGGACCUCCUGGAAAGAAUGGUGAUGAUGUAAGUAGCUGGCAAAAUACAUUCCAACUCAUUAAAUAGAUCAUUAUAAAAAAACAAUUAAGAAGGAAGGUAAAUUUCAAAACUAGUCACUUGUCAGAAUUUCUAAUGCCUCAGAUAGAGCUGAUUUUGCCACCACAAUCUGGCAACAACCAUCAAUUUCUUUACCUAUGCAUCUAACCUUCAUUAUAAUACUCAAACCAUUAAUUGAGCCCCAUUUACUCCAAAAGCAUGAUGAUACCACUCAACUGACAAAUACACUGUGCCCAUAUUCAUUUAAAUAUUCCUCCAAAUCAAUCUAUGACAUUUGUGUAGACUUAGUUAUAUAGUAAUACAUCAAACAUCCAGUUCUCAUUAAAAAAAAACUAAUAAAUGGUAAUUAUGUUUUCUGGUAAACGUGUAUUGUAGAUAUUUAGAAAUAUGCUUUUUUUAACUUUGUGACCAGUUAAGAGAAUUUAGGGUUUAGUUAUUUUACAUGUAAAGGGGAAUUAUUUUAGAUACACUUUACCAAAAGACAAGGAGGUGAUCUAUUUCUGUACUCCUGCAAACUAUAAUAAUGUAUGGCUUCUAUUUUCUCUUUUCCAAAGGGUGAAGCUGGCAAACAAGGCCGCCCCGGUGAACGUGGAGCCCCAGGACCUCAGGUAAGAUAGUUCUUCUGAAACCAAAAGGUAUUAUGAUAAAAUUUGAGGUGCUGACCUCUCUUUGGUGUAUCCUGUAUGGUUGGGAAAUAAUGCUACAAACUAAGCAAGAGCAGAGAAAUUUGGGGUGCUGGGGCUGAAGGUAGAAGUAUUUUGAAUACUUUAAGUACACUUGAAGUAAAGAAAACAAUCAUAGGCAGUUAGGAUCUAUUGUCCAACUAGGACAUUUAUGGGUCAAUUUGGUCAAUGUCAUGUAUAUAGAUUUCCAAGCAAUUUUAAUUUAUAAAUUAUGUUGUUAUAUGCAUUCUUUUCACUCCAACAUCUAAUUUACAGGGUGCCCGUGGUCUUCCAGGAACUGCUGGUCUUCCAGGCAUGAAAGGACACAGAGUGAGUCUUAGACCCAACAAUAUAUCCUACCCUUCAUGAAAAAAUAUGAAUCUAGCAACAAUUCAUCACAAUUCUAUCCAACUUUUCUUUUCCUUGCAUCCAGGGUUUCAACGGUCUUGAUGGAGCUAAGGGUGAUACUGGACCAGCUGGCCCCAAGGUAGGUAUUCUGCAUAGAAAACAAAAGCAUGGUACACAAACCUAUAUCCUUGGUUUAUUGAUGACCUUUUUAAAUUAUCUUUUCUUAUAGGGCGAGCCUGGUAGUGCUGGUGAGAAUGGCGCUCCUGGACAAGUGGUAAGUGAUGAAAUUGCAGUUAAUAUUGGAUUCACCAGUGACAGAGGCCUUGAUAAGAUAGCUAGCAGCCUUUAUUAAGAAUGGUGACAACUAUAGAGCAAAAGUGUAGGAAUGAUACACAAUAUAGAUAAGUCAAUAUUGUACACAUAUAUGUUUGUUUGUAUACUGCGGCCUAGUCCAACAAGUCAAUUUUGGCCAAUAUAAAACUAUUGAUAAGAAUAAGUUAUCAGGAUGAAGAAAAUAGACUUAAAUAUAUAUUCACUUAAGCACUGGACACUUAAAAAAGACACUUAUUGCAGAACGAUUUAAGAGCAUGCACAAGGAUAAGACAAUUGUUGGACAUAGUACUAAUUAUUUAUUCACUAAAAUUUAGAAACACUUUGUUAUAUAUAACAAAUUGGUACUUUAUGCUGAAGGUAGUAGUAGUACAUUUAAACUUCCUAGCUGAUGGAAAGUCAUCAUGUAAUAUAUAUUUAAGUUCUAAGAAAUAAAGAGUAUGUGUGGCCUUGAUUACUUACUUUUGCUAUGCAACAUUUUGAAAGAUUUUACAUUUUUACACCAUUUUUACAUUCUUAGGGUCCACGUGGUCUUCCUGGUGAGAGAGGUCGUCCCGGACCCUCUGGCCCAGCUGUAAGUAUAUUUCUUAAUCUACUCCCAAUGCUGCAUAGGUUCUGGGGGCAUAUUUCCAAAAUAAAUGUCACCAAAUAUACUGGAAUACUGAUUGGGAAUCUUUUCCCCUUCUCUCCUAUAGGGUGCUCGUGGUAACGAUGGUGCUCCUGGUGCUGCUGGUCCCCCUGUAAGUAUCCUCCAUAUCUAAGGAGCUUUAAAGUGGUCUUCAUAAGUCAGUCACUUGAGCCGAUCAUUAUUAUUUACUCAAGCUCAAAACUAAUGGAGUCCACUUAUUGCGCAGUUACAUAUUAAUAUAUUUUUUUUAAAUGGUACCUGAUACAGACAUUUAUAUAGUCCUUUCUGUUUCAUUCUCUCCCCUUCUAUAGGGUCCUACUGGCCCAAGUGGACCACCUGGAUUCCCCGGCGGUGUUGGCCCCAAGGUAAGAAUUGGAAUUCUAAGCUCAGAACUCUACAUGCAGGGUCAAAAAAAUGGAGAGUGAGACACAAUGACUCAUUUGCUUCUUUCCCAAGAUUGAGAAUAUAAAAAUUGUGAAAAAGUCUUGACAAGUUGUACUUUAUCUACCAUCAUACAAAAACUCUAGCCUGCUGUGGUAGCUUUUCUUCAUGAUGAAGCAUGGUUAAGCACAGGAAUAUAGUCUCCACUAUUGCAGGACAGCAACAUUCUAUCAUAGAUUAAAUGUUUUUACUUUAUAAAUCUCUCAAACAUUAGAUCAUAUUAUACCUGGACUUCACCUCACACCAUUUCUUCUUACUCAGGGUGAUGCUGGUCCCCAAGGAUCCCGUGGUGCUGAUGGACCCCAAGGUGCUCGUGGUGAACCCGGUUCUCCCGGUCAAGCUGGCCCUGCUGGUGCUUCUGUAAGUGGCCCAAGCAUUCUCUUCUUGCCACCAAAGUUUUCAUCUUCACUGAAAAGAGAAGUGUACUUACAAUUGUCCUCUUUUCUAUAUUACAGGGAAACCCUGGUACUGAUGGUCAACCUGGUGCUAAGGGCCCCACUGUAAGUAGCUACAUAUUUGGAUUCUGUUCUCCACAUUUUGAAAUUUCUCUUUUUGUCUCUUUACAAAGUCACUGCUUCAUUUGUUUUCUCCGAUUAGCUGUCCCACUUCUUUAUAACUUCUUACCCUGAACAUUCUUUUCUCUUUCCACCUUUCUUCUUCUCACAAAUGCUGUAUCUCUUUGUCUAACUGAUGCCUUUUUAUUUCCUCAUAUAGGGUGCUCCUGGUAUUGCUGGUGCCCCUGGCUUCCCUGGUGCCCGUGGUGCUCCUGGACCUCAAGGCCCCGGAGGUGCCCCUGGACCUAAGGGUAACAAUGUGAGUAUCACCUUCAGCAGAUAAAAUGCCUGUGGUUACUUCAAAGUGUUUUAUAAAAACACUAAUAUUGUGUCUUAUACAGUUCUUGUUGAGAAAAAAUGGCAACUGUUUCUUCAUUCCAAGAUACAUUCUGUGGCUAUUUAAGCAAAAGAUUUUUUUUUAAAAGUACCAAUGUAAUUAAGGCCUUUUCUUACUUGAAGAGCCCCAUGUCCUUAAUCCAACACCAUCUAGCCUUAAGGUUGUCCACUAUAAGGAAUAUUCAGGAGAUAAUGAUUAAUCUAAUUUAGGCAUUUUAUCUCUUCCUAGGGUGAACCUGGUGCUCAAGGAAACAAAGGAGAACCCGGUGCUAAGGGAGAACCUGUAAGUAGCCAUCUAGGUACAAGCUGCUUAAUUAUGCUGGACUAAUAAUGAGCCAGCCUCAUUUCAUUACAUCUUCUCUAUCAUUAGGGCCCAGCUGGUGUUCAAGGACCCCCAGGCCCCUCUGGUGAGGAAGGAAAGAGAGGAUCCCGUGGUGAACCUGGACCUGGUGGUCCUCCUGGCCCUGCUGGUGAACGUGUAAGUAAACAAAUAAAAAUAAAAUGUAAUGCCGAUCGAAGCUUUUACAAGUAAUCCAAAUGGCCAGUCACAAGCAGAAAGGUCAAUUAUAGUCAUCAAGGUAAUACGUAUUGGACCUCUAGACAUGUACAACCCAAUAUCUAGAACCUAGUUCAUCUCUAUCUCUGAGCUUUGUGUCUAAUUAAUUUGUAAAUACUUAGCCUCAAGUAGUAACCUAUCACAUGGAUUUGCAAAAGCAGAUAAACAUCUUCUCAUGAGCAAAACCUAAUUACUCGGCUUCUCAGUUUAAUCCUCUAAAAGUUUAAUUCUGUCCUGAACCCACUGCAUCCUACAAAAUAGUUAGAUGAGAACUUGCUCACUAUAAAAUAUAAUUAUAUCAGAUAAAAAGUCCCAAUGCUCCAUUUUAUUGGUUAUGUAUAUAACAAUGCUCCCUAGUUGCAGUAAUGUUUAAGUAGUAUCACAAUUAAUGGAAGGCACAUUUGUAUUUCCACAAUCAUCACACAACACCUGCUACUUAUCUAUCUACAGCUUAACUUUUGAUAACCAUAUCUCCUCUCAUCUACCUCAAUAGGGUGCUCCUGGAAGCCGUGGUUUCCCUGGAUCUGAUGGUGCUUCUGGACCCAAGGUGAGAAUUUGAUGACAAUUUUAACAAUAAAUAUGAACCAUGGACGGUCAUUUCAUCACAUUCACUGGUGACAUUGUAUCUGAUGCCACAUGUCAGUGACAAAGGGUUGUGUGUUAUGCUACCCUUUGUCAUGUAGUGCUGUGUGAUACACCUGAAAUUUGUCACACAAGCUCAAUUAGGAUGGUUAAUAUCACUAAUUGUCGACAUGGCAUUUGUGACAAUGUUCUAGGGAUGUGGACUGGCUCUCAUAACAAUUCAUUUUUGCUCUUAAUGUCUUAAUAUUUCAAACAAUUCUCCUUCUCUCUUUGACCCAGGGUCCCCCUGGUGAGCGCGGUCCCGUUGGCCCUGCUGGUCCCAAAGGAUCUGCUGGUGAAUCUGGCCGCCCUGGUGAACCUGGACUUCCCGGUGCUAAAGUAAGGAAGCUCCCCGAUAUUUUAAAAUAUAUAUGGAUUAAGAUAUAAUAUAUUUCGGUCAUGGAAGCAGGGUAUAUAAAAAAAAAAUAAUAAUAACUGAAGAUUGCUUUCAAUCAACUACUAUGUAGUCAUGUUGAGAUUAUCCAUUUUAUGGUGUACAAUUCUAAUAAAAAAUAUCUUAGCAAAACCACACCAAUAUCUGAUGAGAAGUCUAUAGAAAGAUGUAUUGGUGGUGGUAGUAUUUCUACAUGCUAUAAUCCACCAAAUUCACAUAGCCUAUGAUAUAGAAAAAAAUGUAAAGGUUGUGGUCUGGUUGUGUUGAUGCUGUUACAGCAUAUAUAAUUCAAUAUAUAGUCUACAUUAAAUAUUAUGUAUGUAAUAACCAACAAAGUUUGACUUUUCUGAUCUUCUCUUCUUUUACCUUCUAGGGUCUGACUGGUAGCCCUGGUAGCCCUGGUCCUGAUGGCAAGACUGGCCCUGCUGUAAGUUGAUUUCCUUUGGCUUCUUUAAUCUCCAUGUGGCUCAUUUCAGUUUUCUAACUCUUGGAAUUUUUUUUAACUCAGGGUCCCCCUGGUCAAGAUGGACGUCCUGGACCCCCUGGCCCACCUGGUGCUAGAGGCCAAUCUGGUGUAAUGGGAUUCCCUGGCCCUAAGGGAGCUGCUGUAAGUAUAUAUUUUACACAAUGCUAUUCUUUUGUAAGCAGAAUGCUGGUGACACAACAUAAUCUCUUUCUGUGAGUUUAGUCAUGGGAAGACAUUAUUAGGUGCAUAACUAAUUAAUGUGGCAGCCAUUUUGUUUACCUAAUUUCAGUUGCUGAAGCCUUUCUUUAUCUCUUUCACAGGGUGAACCUGGUAAGCCUGGCGAGAGAGGAGUUGCUGGUCCCCCUGGCGCUAAUGUGAGUAUCUUGAUAAUUGUCCUUAAAAUGGGUCAGAAAAUAAGGCUUCGGCCUGGUUGCAGUCUAGAACCCUGAUUUAGGAAAAGGAGACUGGAGAGUAAGCAAUAGAUUCUGGGCCUAGUUUAAGGUGUCUAAUCCAAUGUAUGUUUGCAAAUAUGAGUUAGGGAAGAAAAAUAUUCAUGAAUGAUUGAAAUUGGAAAGUUAUUUGGAAGGUUAACGUGUUUUCUGAUGGGAUAACUGUUUGAUUUUGUAUAGUUAUAGUUUAAUAAAAAAACAACAAAAUAUCAAUUAGCAAAUUAUAUAUAUGUGGUAUUAUGUAUCUAUUAGCUGAAAGGUCGAGUGUAAAAAAUAACAUUGCUCAGAAAUCAACCCCCUUUAUUGUGAUGCUUUUUCUCUUAUCAGCCAUUCGAUGGUGCUCUUGAGACAUUAUCACUUACUACUUGAUAUUUCACUAUAGUGACUUACAUUGAAUCUUGAUUAGCAGCAACUUCAAUGAUUUGGAAGUCAUGCUCGCUCAUUAAAAACCAUUGAAUAAUCUUAUUAUUUCAAGAUUUGAUAAGAAAGAACCCUUCAUCAUAGUGCAUCUUCCCACAAUUUGAAUAUGUUAGCUAUCUUUAGAGGACUAAUAUAUCCUUGAGUUUAAUUAACAUUGAUAACAAUGUUCUCUUGUCCCUAAUUAGGGUGCCCCUGGCAAAGAUGGUGAAGCUGGUGCUCAAGGUCCCCCUGGCCCCUCUGUAAGUAUUGACUACUAUCUCCUUUGGUGUUGAUUGUCAUUCAUAUUUAAUUGCUAGUCAGGUAUCAUGAACUCUUCCCAUUGCUGUUCUACAGGGCCCCGCUGGUGAGAGAGGUGAACAAGGUGCUGGUGGUCCCCCUGGAUUCCAAGUAAGUAAAUGGGUUACUAAUGCUCAAGCAACACUUAACCACUCUUGAUACUUUGUCCACAAAGUCUACAACAUUAUCUUUUCUCUUAUAGGGACUUCCUGGACCCCCAGGUCCCGCUGGAGAGAGUGGCAAGCCCGGUGAACAGGUAAGCAAAAUCAAUAGCAGUGUAGGGUAAUUAUUGUAUCAGUUGCAGAAUAAAAAAUAAAAUUAAGAGUGCAAGCUUCUAAUACUCUUCAUCAGACAUUCUACAAGGAAGGCAGAACUGAGUGAAAUAUUAAUUAUUAUCCAUUAAUUAUAGCCAAUAUAUUCCAAUAUAUUCCAUAGCACUGUACCAUUUAAGUGCAGGGUAAAUAACAAUAUGUUACAAAGCAAAUUAUUACAUAUUGAUAUAGUAGGAAUGCAGAGAACUGAGAGUGAGCUUACAGUCUGCUCCUGGAACAUACUUAUAUGAAGAAUCAGGCCUAGAUAACGCCCUGUUUAUGAUCGUAUGCAUUAGAACAACUCACUGGGGUAAAUGAAGAGGAGUUUAAGGAUUUAGCAAUGAAGGGUGGUUGUUAUGUAUCUGAAAUUGCAUUUUAGAGUCAUUGAGAUGUCUGGUCAAAUAACAGGCCAGGCAUACCCAACUCACUUAUAUUAACAUUAAUUUAAAUAGGCAUGUUGGUGCCAGUCCCAUGUCAUUGACUGAGAUGGGACUGGUUACUCUGGUCUGUAAUGAUACUGAAAGUUAUCUAUCUCUUUAUAGGGUGCUCCUGGAGAUGUCGGUCCCCCUGGCCCAUCUGGUUCAAGAGUAAGUACCAUAUUCUCUUACUACUAAAACUUAAUAUAAAUAUAUAUACUGAUCUAUACUUAGCAAACAUGCUUAACUAUGUUAGUUACACUACCAAGUAAUUAUACAUUAAAAAGAAGUAGACCUUAUUAUCAUAUUGCUCUGCUUGCUAACUUGUAUCUGACACAUUGUAUUUUAUUGACACCUUCUAUAUAGGGUGAAAGAGGUUUCCCUGGUGAGCGUGGUGCCCAAGGUCCUCCCGGUCCACAGGGUGCUCGUGGCUCUAAUGGUGCUCCUGGUAACGAUGGUGCUAAGGUGAGUCCACCUGUUCCCGUAGAUAUUUUCACAGGAGGGCAAAUGGAAAGUAUCUGGUUUUUAUGUUCAAUCUAAAAUAUUUCAUGAGGGAUUCAUGAACCCUCACAGUGGGUAAUGUAACAUAAAGAUCCAGUGGAAUGAUGACUCUGGAUAGUUACAGAAAUUAUCCAUGGCUGAAUGGCCUGCACUUGAAAUUUACUUAAAUUAUAUGCAGUCCUAUAACUUAUGGCCCAAUUUACAGAAACUAUGUAUGGUCUAUUUUUACCUGUUCUUAAAGAUUAGAGAAAUUAUUUAAGGCUCUGUGGCCUACUCUUGAAUUUGCAGAAAUUAUGCAUACUUCUACUGUACUCUCUUGAGAAUUAUAGAACAUUUCUAAAUCUUAUGGCCUACUUUUAAAUUUAUAUAAUAUUAUUUAUGGCUCAAUGGCCUUAUCUUGAAGUGUACAGAAAUUAUGUAUGGCUGUUUGGCCUACUCCAAAUAAAUCUUAUGGUGUUUCUGAUAUGCCAUGAUACCCAGGAACUACUAUAGUAUGAUACAUAGCUGUGUUUCUCUCCUCCACUUCUUCAAUAAUAGGGUGAAGCUGGUGCUCCAGGUGCCCCUGGUGGCCAAGGACCUCCCGGCCUUCAAGGAAUGCCCGGUGAACGUGGUGCAGGUGGUCUUCCUGGUGCUAAGGGUGAUAGAGUAAGUACCAGUUCUUAUUACAGAAACAUCUUUAUUAAAGAUCUUUAUUAAAAUUCUUACUCACUACAUGAAUUUUUAUAUCCUCCACAUUUAUCUUCCUUUCUUUCGAGAUUCACUUCCACUUCCUCCUUUGUGUUAGGUGCUGUGGAUUCUUCUUCUUAGUUGCUGUUGAAAACAAACCUUUUUUGAAGAACUCAACUUUUAACUCACAAUUCUCAUUCUCCUUUGAAUUAGGGUGACCAAGGACCUAAAGGUAGCGAUGGUGCCCCUGGCAAAGAUGGUGUAAGAGGUUUAACUGGUCCCAUUGGUCCACCUGGUCCAUCUGGUGCUCCUGGUGACAAGGUAGGUUUUGUUGACCUGUGACAGCCAUGCCUGUUUGCGUUAAUGUACAGCUUUAAUAGCUCUAUAUGUUAGGGGAGCUAACAAAAUAAUUAUAAAAUAUGUAUUUGCUCCAAAAACUUAAAAAAUAUUUCUUAGAAUUAAGUUCUCAGUAGGUCCAAAUUUUAAAAUAUUGAGGCACUAAUAAGGCCUUAUAUCAAGACCACUAUCAAGACCUCAAGAAGAUCACAUUUUUGAAAUUACUUACAUUAUAUAUUUUCCUUACAGGGUGAAGCUGGCCCUGCUGGUCCUGCUGGUCCCACUGGUGCCCGUGGUGCUCCCGUAAGUAUCUUAUGUAAAUUCAGUCAGAGCUAUUGUCUCGGCCUAUCUUAAGCUGGAUCACAACAAACAUGUCUCCUCUUUAUCUCUCAUAGGGUGAGCGUGGUGAGCCUGGUCCACCUGGCCCUGCUGGAUUUGCUGGUCCUCCUGUAAGUAUACUUAAUUAUGAUCUCUCCACACCACAUUAAGCAACUUAGGUCGUAUUUCCCACACCAUCCUACAUGUAUAAAGCUCAGUUAAAACAUUAUAUACAUUUUCCUUAAUGACCUUCUGCUACACUUGCUUCUUCUUAUCCUGAAAAUGUAAUGGGAUUGCAAAACCUGAUGCUGCUGUUAGUUAUAAAGUAUGUGUUCAGAUAUGGAAUAUUCAAAUUAGAAAUAUAAAGAUAUCUGUAUCAAGUUAUCAGUAUACAUGGACAAUUAAUUAGACUCGAAGGACACACUUUAGGCCUUGCUAAUCAUUGACAUGCACUAUAAUAGGAUGAUUAAAUUGCUCUUGUGUAUUUGUCUCGGCCACAUAUUGCUUGCUUGUGCCUAACUUCCAUGUUCUAUCCAUACAGGGUGCUGAUGGUCAACCUGGAGCUAAGGGAGAACAAGGAGAUGCUGGUCCUAAAGGUGAUGCUGGUGCCCCAGGUCCAUCCGGUCCCACUGGUGCCCCUGGCCCUGCUGUGAGUAUUAUACCAACUGGUUCUCCUUAUUAAUUUUUCAACGUAUAUGAAAAUUGGGCUAAUGUUCUCACUUUCUCUUUCUAGGGUGCUCUUGGCGCUCCUGGACCCAAAGGUGCUCGUGGUCCCGCUGGUCCCCCUGUAAGUAUAAACCUGAAGAGUCAAACUCACUCAUAAUAUCCAAAAUUGCCAUGAUAGAGAUUGUCACUGCAACUCUUGUAGGAGUAUUUAGGAGCAUGGGGACACACAGUAUGUUAGAACAUCACAGAAUGUUUCAUACAUAAUAAUACCUAUAUACCCAGAAUGUUCCGACUGUAUUAUUACAAACCUCUCCGGUUUGUAAUACCUCUCCAAUCAAUACCACCCCUUCCUCCCCAGCUAUUGCUUGUAUAGACUAUAGCGUUCUAUAACUGGCCUCAAUAAUCUUAUUCUGGAAUAUAGUAACUGUCAUCAUUGCACUUGCUAUUAUAUAAUUAAUAAUUACUGCAAAAAGGAUGCAGUCCUUCAACUAUGGUGGGUGAGUGGACUUUUAUCUGAGAGGUAGCAGAAUCAUUAGAUAUUUCACAUUUAUAGACUGGGAGGUGCACUUGCCUAUUAUGUAGUCAUUUAUUCAUAAAUGGUCUACUUUAUUGAAUACAAUUGUUCUGACCUGUGCCUUCUUUUUUUCCAGGGUGCUACUGGCUUCCCUGGAGCUGCAGGAAGAGUUGGACCUCCUGGCCCAUCUGUAAGUACCUCUUGAUUAACUUUGCAAAUAUAUCUCUUUGUGAUAUUGUUGUGCUAAAGUUAUUGAUUUUGAAGCUCUAGCUUCCACACUACUUGUUUUAGUAAAAUUACUUCAUAGCAGCCCUGUUAACAACCACAUGGCUUAUAAGUUCUUGGUGCGUGCCUAUCCAUGACUUGCUUCAUACUAAAUCCAUUCUUACACAUUAGGGCAAUGCUGGACCCCCUGGACCACCUGGACCAUCUGGAAAGGAAGGACAAAAAGGACCACGUGGUGAGACUGGCCCUGCUGGACGCCCUGGUGAACCCGGAGCUGCUGGCCCACCUGGACCCCCUGGCGAGAAAGGAUCCCCUGGUAGCGAUGGUCCUUCUGUAAGUACCCCCAACAGAUGCACCUAGAACUCAAAGACUAGUUCCCACUUAUUUAUUUACAUCCCAAAAUAUCACCCUUUAUUUGUUACCUAUAAUCACUGUAAAUUACAUAUUGAUAAAUCUCUUGCAGCCACCAGUGAACAUGUUAUACCUCCAAAGAUGGUGUUCAACAUAGAAUUAAACUAUAAAGACCACAUAUAACUAAAAGUGAAAGCAUUAUUAUGUUUAUAACCCUGGCUGUCUUUCUUACCUGCUGCAGGGUGCCCCUGGUCUUCCUGGACCUCAAGGUAUUGCUGGAACCCGUGGUACAGUUGGUCUUCCUGGACAAAGAGGAGAAAGAGGAUACCCCGGUCUUCCUGGACCUACUGUAAGUAGAACCUUAAAAUGGGUGCUUAACUUAUACCACCUGAAGUGAUGCCAGUUUAGCAAAUAGAAUGGUACAAUUAAAGAGAGGACAUAAGGGAUUAAACCAUUUCUUGUACUCCAUUAAACAUGAGAAUGGAAGGAGAAAAAAAGAUAAAAGUUUCAAUUUGCCUCGAGUGGCCUUUUAGGAAUUGAACACAUUUUAGCCCUUGUACAGCAGGAAAAUAAAUACACAAUAGGUCCCUGAAAGAGUAAAAUAGUAUAAUUUUCCUAGGUGUUCCUACAUAAUCUUUAUUAACUAGUAAUUCAGUUUUGCUAUUCAGAGGGCAGUCAGCAGAAUUGUAUCAGAAACACAGUAAUUUCUCUUGCACUAGUGAUUUGAUAGAUGAUGGUUGCUGAGAUGAGAGAUAAUACACUACACAGUUCUUCUGUUCUGUAAUUUUGCUGACUCUGUUUUCAACCUUCCAUCAUUUUAGGGUGAACCCGGCAAACAAGGUCCCGGUGGCCCAAGUGGUGAACGCGGUCCCCCUGGCCCCGCUGGUCCUCCAGGUUUAGCUGGACCUCCCGGUGAAGCUGGUCGUGAGGUGAGUGAUCCUAGAAUUACCAGUAGAAUAAAAAAUAUGGCUCAAUGUGUUGAGGACAUUAAAAAGUGUCACGUGAAAAAAGAUGGUGGAAGCAUCAACGAUUAUUUUAAUAAAUACAAUGUGAAGUUAUGAACAAUUAAUUUCACAGAAAUAUGGACACAUUUUAUAGUGAUAAGAUAUACAACAAAAUGUUGAUCCCAUAUGAUUAAAGCCCAAGAAUGCCCACAAUAAACACUGUAUUUUAUGGAGCUCAGUAUCCACAUGAAAAGUGUUUUAAUUCCUUCAUACUCUUUAAAGACAGUAAAUGCAAUAUAUCUAAGAUUGCCUCUUCUUCUGCAUUCAGGGUUCCCCUGGCUCUGAAGGUGCUCCUGGUCGUGAUGGCUCUGCUGGACCCAAGGUUUGUGUCACCAUUAUGAUCUACUAACCUAUUGUGAACAUGUAUCCAUCUUGUAAACCAUGUAAGUCACCAUACUUAUAAUUAAAUUCUGUCUGAUAGGGUGAUCGUGGUGAGAGUGGACCUGCUGGUCCUCCUGGUGCUCCUGGUGCCCCUGGUGCUCCUGGCCCAUCUGGUCCUGCUGGAAAGAGUGGAGAUCGUGGUGAGACUGUAAGUUUACCAGUUUUUAUGUCUCUGAAAUUCUUAAUUAUGGGCAUCAUAUUAAUUAAUAGGGCAUUGUAGAAUCUUGAUUUCAAGAAAUUAUUUGAGGUCCUCAUAGGGGAGAUUUGAAUUGCCAGUGGUUAACUUAAAUUAGUUUGAUAAAUUGUCUCUAACCGGUGACCUCUUGUAGCUGCAUUUUAAAAUAAUCCACAAAAGCAAUCACGUUUAUUUGUUAGAUAGGAAACUUUGAUUCAAAAUAUAACCUUAUCCAUAAUUUGUAAAUUACAGCUAAAUCCUUUUAUUAAUAAUACCAAGCCUUGCAGGUGUAUAAGUUGCCUGCUAAUAUUAUUGUUACAUUUCAUCCAUCACCUUCUACUACUGGGUGAAAACAGAAGGAACAUGUAGGACUUUCACUGUAAGAGAGAAUUAAGAAUUCACACAGUGGACAUAGAUAUUUACUGCUUAGUAAAGAGGUACUAGGAAGAUUAGUGGUUUGCUUUCCUUUUCUAAUUGAAAAAAACAUUAUCUAUCACAGUGCAGAUUUAGCUAUAGGUUUAUCCAUGUGAUGAUACAUUUUGAUGAUGACCUGUAUUUUUUCUUUUUAUCUUAUAGGGUCCCGCUGGUCCUGCCGGCCCCGCUGGCCCUGCUGGUGUUCGUGGACCUGCUGUAAGUACCACUUUUGCCCUUUAUGAAUAUAAAAUGUUGGUUCAAUCUCCUUAUCUAAACCAACCAUUCUUUUCUAAAAGGGACCUCAAGGCCCACGUGGUGACAAAGGUGAGGCUGGAGAACAAGGAGAAAGAGGCAUGAAGGGACACAGAGGUUUCAAUGGUCUUCCCGGACCACCUGGCUCCCCUGUGAGUAUCAUACAAAAUAAUUGUUCUUUUAUCCUUAAUGUUUUCAGUUGUGUUUUCUAGCCCCCCUCAACUUGUCAUUUUAAUGCUGUUUCUGUGUUUUUGUUGCCCUAUAUUUAAGGCUUUACUCUUUUCAUAUUUAUACAAUUUUAUUGCCUCUUCUGCCCUCACCUUCACGAGUUUCACCAUGGAACACAUGAAGACCCAUUUUCACUUUUACUUUUUAUUUCCUGAUUUUCUACUUGAAAAUAACAAUACAUAUUGUUUAUUCUAGGGCUCCCCUGGUGAGCAAGGUCCAUCUGGUGCAUCUGGCCCUGCUGGUCCAAGAGUAAGUAUUAUCGUGUGUCACAAAUUGACUGAUUAUUGAUCACAGAAUUGUACAAAUCAAGUGAGUCAAACUCUUUGAGUUAAACUCUUACUCCCAAACUUCUGCCACUGUUAAAAACUCAUGUUAUUUGCCCUUUAUAGGGACCCCCUGGAUCUUCUGGUAAUGCUGGCAAAGAUGGUUCCAACGGUCUGCCUGGUCCUAUUGGUCCCCCUGGUCCACGUGGUCGCAAUGGUGAUGUUGGUCCCGCUGUAAGUAUUUCCACUUGUUCAUUUAAUUAUUCUGUCAACUCAAGUAUUAUUGUUUAUUGUUGCCUAUUAAUUGUGAUCACUCUUGAGACAUAUUUUCUCUUGAUUUCUUUCCUAUAUUCUGCUAGUUAGUAUUGGUGAUGCUUAAUGGUUUCAGAAAUUGGUUAAUGGUAAAUCUGUGGAAUCUUUGGUAGUCUCUUCCUAUCAGAAAUUUGUCUUCCAUGUUUAUGUCCAAUGCUUAUCUGACCAGCAUCAUUCAUACAUUUUAGGGUCCCCCUGGACCUCCCGGCCCACCAGGUCCUCCUGGCCCCCCAAGUGGUGGAUUUGACUUCAGCUUCAUGCCCCAGCCUCCUCAGGAGAAAUCUGGUGAUGGCCGCUACUACCGUGCUGAUGAUGCCAAUGUAAUGCGUGACCGCGAUCUGGAAGUUGACACCACCCUCAAGAGCCUGAGCAAGCAGAUUGAGAACAUCCGCAGCCCCGAGGGUACCAGAAAGAACCCAGCCCGUACCUGCCGUGACCUGAAGAUGUGCCACUCUGACUGGAAGAGCGGUAAGAUUGGAAUUCACCAAAUCUCAUUUAUUGACUCCAGUGGUUAUAGAUGAUUUCCCUAUUUCCAGUCUCCUAUCUAGCUUAUUCUACUAUUUACUGUAUUGCAUUCCCUUCCAUUGACAGCAUACACUCUUAUUUCUUAGGUGAAUACUGGAUUGACCCCAACCAGGGCUGCACUCUUGAUGCUAUCAAGGUCUAUUGUAACUUGGAAACUGGCGAGACCUGUGUCUACCCAACACAGAGCAGCAUUCCUCAGAAGAACUGGUACACAAGCAAGAACCCACGCGAGAAGAAGCAUGUCUGGUUUGGCGAGACAAUGAGCGAUGGAUUCCAGGUAAGGAUAUUAGCAGCUUUGCUGCUAAAAAAAUCGGAAAUCUAAUUUGAUCAUCACCACUUACAAUAAGAUAGUUCCAUAUGUGACAUGAGUUGGUGACGUGUAAAAUUUGUAACAUUUUGUCUUUCUUUUCCUCAGUUCGAAUAUGGUAGUGAGGGAUCUGACCCAGCUGAUGUUAACAUCCAACUCACCUUCCUCCGCCUCAUGGCCACUGAAGCCUCUCAGAACAUCACCUACCAUUGCAAGAACAGUGUUGCUUACAUGGAUGCAGCAAAUGGUAACCUGAAGAAGGCCAUGCUCCUGCAAGGCUCCAACGAUAUUGAGCUCAGACCUGAGGGCAACAGCCGCUUCACAUACACUGUCAUCGAGGAUGGCUGCACGGUAUGUAGUUUUUGGUUUGGGUCUUCUAUCUAAGUUACCCAACUAGACAGGUAAACCUAUCCAAGAUAUAGUGUCCUUAUUAGAGAAUAAAGUUUUGGGAAAUUGUAUCAUAUGGAAAGAGGGGUGUAAUGGCACUGUGACUUUUAGUCUGGAAAAGACAAUAGAUCUCUUUUUACAUAAAGAUGGGCUGAGCUGAUUAUUUUAUAAUUUAUUGGGGGAUAGCAGACAGACCAAAACCUGGCACUAAUGAUGUAUAUUUCUUCAACAGCAACACACAGGAGAAUGGGGCAAAACUGUCAUUGAAUACAAGACAACAAAGACAUCACGCCUGCCAAUCACGGACGUGGCACCCAUGGAUAUUGGAGCCGCAGACCAGGAAUUCGGAAUUGACAUCGGACCAGUCUGCUUUGUGUAAAAACAAAACAAAAAUACCAGGACAGGAGAAUAUCUCAUGCGGACUUGAAAUUGUUGUUCCUCUCAUCUCUAAAACUUUUCUUGUUUCCGUAAGCAUUACACGAAAAAGCAAACCUAAAGUCAUGCUUUGAAGAACAUCUCUCAAAGGACAGACCAUGCCUGUAUGUGUGUGCUUGUGUUCACGGGAGGGAAUUUUUCAACUCCUCAUUCAACUGUGCCCCCUGCAUACAUGAAUUGGCCUUCCUACGACCUUGAUGAAGAUGCCCCCUUUGACCAAAAAAGAAUGGGAAUGUCCUUAAAUAAUGACUGUUCCUGGAUUAGAUAAGAAAGCAGGAUCGACGAUCCCAACGUUCCCUGUGUAGAAGAGGAGUAAAUUAAAUCAUUUCAUGUAAUGCAACUUUUUUUAAAAACAUUUUUUGUUUUUUGUUUGUUCAGGUGGCAAAAAAAUAAAUAUGAAAAAAUUAAAUUGAAGGUGUGUGGAGAGUGUUUUGGAAUUAUGAUAGGGCUGAGUUUGCCCUCUGGGUGUGAAUGUCUCCUUACAUGUCCUCCUUAACCAUUCUUGACGUUUUUCUUUCAAACCUUUCUUCAUCUUUUCCUUACUUGAAGACAUCCAAGUCUUUGAUUUGAAUGUUCUUCCAGUGUCAAAGAGUGAGGAGGGGCUCAGUAUUCCAGUGGUGCAGUGUAGAGAAUUAAUAUUUUUUUUCCUGAGACUACCUCACUGUCUUUCCCCAUUCAUUGGUGCUAAAGUCUCACUGCUUCAUCACAUUAGCUUCCUUACAAAUGCUACAGACAUUGGUGCUAAAAUAAUAAUUACAAGGGAUUCCUUAAUCAAUGUAUCCCAGUAUUCCAUAGGCUUGAGCAAUUAUUGGUGCUAUUUCCAUUCACUUUCCCUGGUCCAAUUUCCCGUGAACACAGGCUGAUAAGGACCUGUCUAUAUUGGUAGUCUUUCCAUCUUCUCGUUGUGCUUUUUCCUCUUCUUCUCAUCUUGUCCUUACCUUCCACUGCCCUUUUUCUUGUCUCAUUCCUUCUCCUAUUUCUGUUCUACUUCUUUUGUUCAACUCAAAACUAGACAGCGAUGCCAUGGGGUUUGAACUGAAACCAAGGAUCUGUACCUGAUUUUUUUUUUUUUUUAUUGUAUAAUAAUUUGAGAUGUUUUAAUUAUUUUGAUUGCUGAAAUAAAGCAUGUGAUAUGGUCCAAAACAGUCAGUGUGAUCAGUGGUCCUUCUCUACCC